Messenger RNA from Carcharodon carcharias (great white shark), 287 nucleotides. Its product is annotated as HIG1 domain family member 1C-like. Gene Ontology annotation, cellular component: mitochondrion. Gene Ontology annotation, biological process: mitochondrial respirasome assembly. The transcript is spliced from 3 exons. The record is from RefSeq and is a predicted model, not a curated record. The coding region runs from base 3 to 287 and encodes 94 amino acids. NCBI's taxonomy places the organism in Eukaryota, Metazoa, Chordata, Chondrichthyes, Lamniformes, Lamnidae.
UCAUGUCAUCAUCGAAUAAUCCUUGGUCCUCAUCUCGGGAUGAUGGUGAAAGUUCCAAGCUUCUCAGAAAGUCGAAGGAAUCGCCAUUUAUUCCAUUUGGUAUUGCGGGCUGUCUUGCUAUCGUGGCAUUGGGCUUUCACCAGCUGCGCCGAACAAAGCAGAAGAUGUCAGUGCAUCUGAUCCACAUGAGGGUGGCUGCACAGGGCUUUCUGGUGGGAGCAAUAACACUGGGUGUUGUCUACUCUAUGUACAAUGAUCACAUCAGGAAGCCUCGGCAAGAAAAGUGA